AUGCUGGCCACCUUCCUGUUCAUCCGGUUCGGCUUCCAACAGUGUCAAGACUAUGAAAAUCAUGAGCAAACAUCCGACAUCCGCGUCGCUAGCGCCAACACCACGACCGUCGCCUCACCGCAUCAUGUCCAACGUAGGCGACAAGCGCAUUCCACGCCCGACCCUCCUCGUGGCCAACGCGAUAAUGGCAAGCAAGCUCGGCAGACCGCGGCUGUAGGCGGUGUAAGCGAGGUCAAUAGCGUGCGCUGGGGAACGAUGGACGCUCUGUCGUGA
Colletotrichum paranaense is the source of this 273-nucleotide messenger RNA. RefSeq lists its product as uncharacterized. Lineage: Eukaryota; Fungi; Ascomycota; Sordariomycetes; Glomerellales; Glomerellaceae. Bases 1 to 273 code for a protein of 90 amino acids. The transcript has 2 exons. The record is from RefSeq and is a predicted model, not a curated record.